AUGACAUUUUUAAUUAAUGGAAAACUUUCCAAUACUUCUACAAUUCUUGGAGAUGAGUUUUUCAACAUGUACCGUGAUCGUGGUCUUAACCCUGGACUUGCAAUUAUGGCAUUCCUUAUUGCUUGUUGUGCUAUAUCGGGAAAUAUAAUGAACGCUUUUCUUGUGUAUAUUACAGCUAGAAAUAAGUAA
Messenger RNA from Meloidogyne enterolobii, 189 nucleotides. NCBI's taxonomy places the organism in Eukaryota, Metazoa, Nematoda, Chromadorea, Rhabditida, Meloidogynidae. The record is from the annotation of a GenBank genome assembly.